Penicillium waksmanii is the source of this 642-nucleotide messenger RNA. RefSeq names its product putative nuclear distribution protein RO10. Gene Ontology annotation, biological process: cytoskeleton-dependent cytokinesis. The record is from RefSeq and is a predicted model, not a curated record. NCBI's taxonomy places the organism in Eukaryota, Fungi, Ascomycota, Eurotiomycetes, Eurotiales, Aspergillaceae. Gene Ontology annotation, cellular component: dynactin complex. Bases 1 to 642 code for a protein of 213 amino acids. The transcript is spliced from 2 exons.
AUGACAGUCGAAAGCGACACCGUGGCCGGCGCCACAAUCGAACUCCUGGAAGCACGCCUUCGUCGACUCUCCUAUCUCCUAACCGGUAGCUCAGACUGGAUAGGAGUCCCGAACACACCGUCAAAGCCAACCACACACGACGAAACAAUCUCCCGACGCCUCGCCCGACUGGAAAAAGAACUAGAGAAACUAAGCAAAUCCGUGCCCGCCGUCCGGGACAUCAUCCAACUCCAAGACCAAAACAAAACCCUCUUCCACCCAGAACCCACCACAGAAACAAUCCCGGAAGGCCUAACCCCACAAACCCUAACCUCAAUCAUCCUCUCCUACGCCAGCGCCUUCCCCGAAACCUCCUCACGUCUAACAUCACUAAACGACCUCCCGAUCCCCGACGCGCAGAGCUCGGCCGCGCUAAUCGAGCUCCAGCCCGCUCUCGACCGCGCUGCGGGAAAACAGGCUGAGCAGGCGGCGGCUAUUUCGGAAUUGAGGGUUCGCACGGCGCGGGUGCUGCAGCGGUGGUAUGAGGUUGGGCUUGUUGGAAGUGGGGAGGCUUGGGCUGAGUGGGAGGGACGGCUUGAGGGGGUUGAGAGGGAGGUGCGUAGGAGGGAGGUUUUUAGGGAGAGGAGGGAGAAUGAGAUUUGA